GUUGCAGGACGGAGCGCAGAAGUCGGGCAGCUGGUGCGAAGCGGACGAGACGCGGCGAGCAGAAGUUGGUCGACACUUGUUUUUCACAGACAAUAACCAUUGAAACCACCGCCGUGACGCUGACGACGGACCUGCACAGCAACGUUUAUUAAAUAACCGCUGACCACAGAAAAGGGACAAACAUGCCUGCGCUCUGUGCACCCACUGAAACCAGCGGCUCACCCCCAUCCCCAGUGGAGGGCAGCCCCAGGAGGCUGUCCUGGGGCAAACUGGUGCAGAGGCUGACCGACUUCAGCUCACCUGCCAACAGCAGCCUUGAGCUGGGGUACAACAAUGGCAGCAGGGGUGAUCUCUCAGACUCAGGGUCCGACAUCUCCGGUGACCUGUCUCCCUCCAAAGAGGAGCUGUUCUACGACCCAAUGGAGGAGACGAUCCUGAAAGACGUGGUGGACGUCAUCGCGAGAAGCCUGCGAGAAGCCAAGGACUCGGACUGUGCCCUGCGGUGCGGCAAGCUGCUCAUCCCCGAGAAGCUCCUGGAGCACAUCGGACAGGAGCUCCUCCACCUGGCGGCCAGCGAGCCCUGCGGUCUGAGGGGGGCGCUCAUUGACCUGUGUGUGGAGCAAGGGGCCGUCUGUGAGAGCAUGGCCCAGCUCUCUGUGGACCCCUACCUCGUCCCCACCUUCCAGCUGACCCUGGUGUUGAGGCUGGAGUCUGGUGGGCUGUGGCCCAAAAUCCAAGGACUUUUCAGCACAAAGUCUCCAUCCACUCCGGUGGUGAGGCAAGCUCUCAAACUCAGCACCGGAUUCCGCGUGAUAAAAAAGAAGCUGUAUUGUUCCGAAGAACUGUUCAUUGAGGAAUGUUGAGAAAUGCAAAAAAAAAAAGAAAAAAGCCCAGUAAAUCUCACAGAAGGGCCUCAUAAUUACUAUGACUGUAUGUGUUGAUGCCUUCUCUGCAAGGUGUCAGGAUGUUGCCUGUUGUUUCUACUGUAAGGUAGUUGAAGUUUAUGGUACCGGGAGCAGGUGCUGCUCCUCAUCGACAUUUCAGAUUUGUUAUUACAACGUGUCACCGUCAUGCUAUAUAUGGUAAACGGCAUUUUCUUUAUUUGCAAGUGUUAAAGAACGUACCUCAGUUUCUAUUGAAACCACACGAUGGCAGCUAGCUACAUGGUUAUAUUCAUUGAAGACCAUUGUGUUUUGUUUUUCCCUUUUUUUCCCCUUUCUUCCCCAAGGCAGUUAACUGAAAUGUACUCAAAGUGACGCAGUGUACAAUAAGCAAACAUUUAGGGACCUUGGUGACUGAAGCACAGGCCGACCAGUGCUUGCCUCUAUGUGUAAGCCGUGGCUAAUAAUUCAAAUGUAACUUGAUCCUGUAUCUGUGUGGACCUUGUCCUGCUUUCAACUUUAUUUAUUUGAUAUUCAAAUGCUCAUAACAUUGCACUGAGUUUUGUAUUUACAUGAUCGCAAAUAAAUUAUUUUUAUAACAA
This is a messenger RNA of Scophthalmus maximus (turbot), 1483 nucleotides long. It is a transcript of the gene ddit4, whose product is annotated as DNA-damage-inducible transcript 4. Bases 183 to 863 code for a protein of 226 amino acids. Gene Ontology annotation, cellular component: cytoplasm. Gene Ontology annotation, molecular function: 14-3-3 protein binding. Lineage: Eukaryota; Metazoa; Chordata; Actinopteri; Pleuronectiformes; Scophthalmidae. The transcript has 3 exons. Gene Ontology annotation, biological process: response to hypoxia; apoptotic process; negative regulation of TOR signaling. The record is from RefSeq and is a predicted model, not a curated record.